GUGUGGGGUUCUCAAUUAACCUCUGACUAUACGGUCUGCACGCGCAUACAUUCGCGGCACUGCAGAGCGCAUCAGAGCGCUAUCAGCGUUCAGUAUUGUACGAUGCGUCCCGGUGACCUUUUGAACGCUGCUUCUUAUGUGGAGCCCCAAUAUGUCUUUCCGUCUGAUAUGACAACCGGUACUUCAGACGAAGCCGACACAUCAAGCUUCACUUCACCUGUCACCCCUCACUCUGAUUUGGAGCCCGAACGAUUCCCUCGUCUUUCCAACCAGCCACUCAAUCAUCAACAUCAGUACGACCCAGACUAUUUCAUAGACCCUUCUCUGCGCUUCGAGUCUCGGGAUGACGUCUCUUCAAAGAAACGAAAGGUUGAGGCACUGCGAACAUACCCAGAGGCAUCCACAUUGUCUUCUCACAUCCAUAUCGAAGACCGUGGCCGCUCUCAGUUUCGUUCACGAUCGCCUGUAAAGGCAAAAAAAUCGAAACGAUCAGAUGAGCCUGCAGUGAACAAGCAAUCUCAAGUCCUUCAGAGGUUAAAGCAAAUGCAACAACGCUCCAGAACCCCAGCGACGCAAAAUCCCACAGCAAGCACAUGUCCAAGUUCCGUGAUGCCACCCCCAUCAGAGCAUCGAGCUUUCUCGUCUAAGCCAGCUUUGCAUUUGAAACCAGCUGCACCCUUGGCACCUCGUUCUGCUCCAUUGUCCCAUCCACCAGCAGCCGCAGUGGUGGGCCGCACCACUGCACCGAAACCAGUCCCCUCAGCACGCCCCUUCCUCACAGACAAAGGCCUGCCCUCAAAGGCUUCAAAGUCGAAGCCAAUGAACGGCACUACCAACCUAAUGCAGCCUGUUGGGUUUGCAACACCCCGCAACCCAAAUCCUACAACGUCUUUGCAGCAGAUGGCUAAAGUUUCACGCACCCCCCCUGCUCGCGAGGAUGACACCGACGAUGACUUGCUCGAGUCACGUACCCUGCUUGGACCAGCCAAGGGACCGAGCCAGAAGGAACGAGCCUCUGCUCAUUCCAAGACUCAGCUCCAAGCGAGUCGCCAACACAAUUAUAUUGAGAGCUCGCAGUCAGAGAUAUUACGACUUCGCAAAGAGCAAGCCAGGCUCUCAGAUCACCAUGCUGCAACAACAACGCGGCUCGAGGGAGAGAUCGAAAGCCUCAUCAAGCGCAUUGAGGCCCUUGAGAUACGUGAACCCACAGCACUUGUUGCCACUGGUGUUCGGAACAACGCAAUGAAUAGUGCCAUCCGUCAAGUGCUGUUCAAGAUGAUGGGCAUCGAGUUUAAUGAAGCUCUUCCUGACCCUAUGGAUGGGAAGGAUACCUACUGGACGGAAAUCGAUUUCCUCGAGGUCGAUGGAACAACGACAGCGACGUCUGUUCUUCGACCAAAAUGGGCCGACUCAUGGACCCAUAAUUCCAAGUGGCACAAAUCCUUCUUUGAGCGGUUCCGUCGAGACGCGAGCAACUAUGAACCAACUCUCUCGCAGGACACAGUCAAAGGCAUACCCGAUAAGACAUUGCGGAGUGUUGCUGGUAAAGUAUUCAAGACGUUAAAGGAGGGCUAUAAGGAGGGAAAUAGGCCAAUUGGACUUCAGUCUCUGAAUGUCGCCAUUGCUCGUCGCGAGAAGCGCCAAAUUGACAAAUCUAAACUUGCUAUUGAGGCUCGCAAAAAUAUCCCAGACAUCGGGGACCAGGAGUACGACUUCGCUUUUGCACCAAAAUGGCAGUCGACAGAUUAUAGUGCCUCCGACGCUUCACACCAGAGUUCAAGUGACGAGGUCGACAUUGUCGUUAACAAGAGACGCAAAGCUUACAAGAAACCAAAGAAGGAGGACAUCUUCACGACCCAUCCUCCAGUGUGGCGUUCAAAGGAUUAUCGUGCUCUUUCUCAGCUGAUCAAGGACGAAGUUGAAAAGAUUGUUGCAGAGAGGGAGGCUGAUAAGAAGAACUGGAUGAAGAAACGAGUACCGCGGAUUCAAGGUCAACCUCGGACGGCAAACUCUUUGCCACAACACAACACCCUCAAGACUCCACGAUGGGCAGUCUCGACACGAUGGCUCAAGAGCCUGAUGCGAGAGGACCGCGAACAGCAGGAGGCACUUAUGACCGACAAUCACGAUGCAGAUAUAUCAUACUCCGAAAGCUCGUCAGCCGAGUCAGUUUAGGUUACUCGCAUUCAUGGACUAGAUCAGGUUUGCUACAUUUUGGACUCGGAAUUGCUCGUCUCGUUAUCAUUAUACUACCAUAGAUUUCUUUGUAACAGCAUCCAAGAAUUGAUCAACUCUCACAAGGCUCACUCAUGAGGCCCAUUGUCACUGC
This is a messenger RNA of Suillus clintonianus, 2329 nucleotides long. RefSeq lists its product as uncharacterized. Lineage: Eukaryota; Fungi; Basidiomycota; Agaricomycetes; Boletales; Suillaceae. The record is from RefSeq and is a predicted model, not a curated record. The transcript is spliced from 7 exons. Bases 103 to 2175 code for a protein of 690 amino acids.